AUGGGCCUUUCCUCCGGAGCAUCCCGACGACCCAGAGGCAGCUGGCUGCUGCUGGCGGCUUUGCUCUGCACUUGCUACACUCCUCCCACGUGGACAGGACCUCCCUUGCCUCGCCGGGCACUGCUCGGCGUCGCGAGCGGCCUGCUACUUCCCGUGCCCGCGGCCUUUGGGGAGGACCGCCUUUGUCCAUCUGGCGCUUUGGUGCACCUUCAGGGCACCACAGGUGAUGUCUUCGUCCUGGGCGUGACGCACCUUAGCAACAAGUCUGCCGAGGUCGUGCGCAGCGUGGUGCAAAGGGCGACCCCCGACUUGGUCAUGGUCGAAUUGGAUGCGAGCCGCGUAGGCCUGGCCAAGAAUUCCACACGCAGUAGCAAGACGACGGCCCCACCUCCGGCGGAGGCACCAUCUGACUUCUUCUCCACGGCCCGGAAGGCUUCUGCCGACGCUGCGCUCCAGCUGGCGGCGGGUGUCCUUCGUUUCGGUCUGGAUUUGAUUUAUCGGGCCUUUGAGAAGUAUCUGAACACUCCAGCAGGGUCGGAGAUGCUAGCGGCGAUCGAGGAGGCCGGAAAGAUCGGCACGCCGGUGAUGCUUGGAGAUCGUCCGGCACAGGAUACACUGAAUCGGCUGGUCGAAGCAGGGCAGUCAUCAGACCUUGCACAGCUGGAAGAGGACUUGGCCAUCUCGGUGCCCGAGCUGCGCACCAGCGGCCUAGGGCUGCAGGCCUUGGUGGACAGUGCUACGGAUCAGGCCACUGCCAAGCGGUUGCGCCGAGCAUUCAAGGGCUCCGCACCCGAGCUUUUCGCCGCCCUGGUGGGCGAGAGAGACGAGUACAUGGCAGCUAACUUGGCUAGGGCCGCUCAGAAGGGCAAGCGACGCAUCGUUGCCGUGGUCGGCAGCCUGCACGUGCAGGGAAUCUCGGAAGCGCUGGAGCGCACCUUAAGCCUUAGAGUGCUGGAUGCGUGCGUCGCUUAA
This is a messenger RNA of Symbiodinium sp. CCMP2592, 972 nucleotides long. The record is from the annotation of a GenBank genome assembly. NCBI's taxonomy places the organism in Eukaryota, Dinophyceae, Suessiales, Symbiodiniaceae.